Molecule: messenger RNA, 669 nt
Organism: Colletotrichum siamense
Lineage: Eukaryota; Fungi; Ascomycota; Sordariomycetes; Glomerellales; Glomerellaceae
Product: putative uridine kinase
Exons: 2
Coding region: 1-669 (222 amino acids)
Cellular component (GO): cytoplasm
Source: RefSeq, a predicted model, not a curated record
AUGGAGGUAGACCGACUUUCAAAGAAGCUGCUCUCUGCCCUAGAUUCACAGCCUGCCUCACGCAGGAUCGUCGUUGGGAUUUCAGGCGUGCCUGGCUCCGGAAAGACCACGCUGGCUCGGUUGGUCACCGCUCGCAUCAACGAGCUUCGUCCGAGUGCAAACAGUGCGCCUACAGCCGUAGAUCUAGCGAUGGACGGAUUUCACUAUUCCCGUGCUCAUCUCGCCUCGAUGCCAGAUCCAGUCUUCGCUGCCCAUCGCCGCGGAGCCGCCUUCACAUUUGAUGCUGAAGGCUUCCUGGCCUUGGUGCGCCAGCUUGUCGCCGAGCCUCCGGUGGAAGCGAAAGCGCCUUCAUUUGAUCAUGCGACAAAGGACCCUGUUGCAGACGAUAUUGUCAUUCCUAUUGAGGUUCGAAUCGUUUUGGUGGAAGGAAAUUACUGUGCGUUGAACAGAGCUCCAUGGAGCGAUGCUGCUGCGUUGAUGACGGAGCUUUGGUAUGUGGACACGCCCGCUGAGGUGUCCCACAAGCGGCUCGCUGUCAGGCACCUUCAGGCGGGCAUAGUGAAGGAUGAGAAGGAGGCUUGGGAGCCAGCGACUGGCACCGAUGAGCUCAAUGCGAAGGACAUUAGAGAAAAUAGGCUUCCCUGCCAGGAGAAUCUCAUCUUGGUCUAG